AUGUCAAUCAGCUCCGGCACGAUUCAGUCGACACUCGGCGGAUUCUCCACUUGCGAGAUAUCCGACGCCCUGAUCAAACUAGGCUCGCCGCACGGUGGAUACAUCCCAGACAUAAACAUGCUCUCCCCAUCCGACCGCAGCGAUCGCAUCUGCGGGCCCGCUUACACGGUCCAGAUGGUUCUUGGUUCCAACAAAGACGCGCCCAAGCUGUCUGCGCAUUUUGUGGACACCGCGUCGGAAGGCUCGGUCAUUGUCAUCAACACGCCAGAACGUGUGAAGAACGCGGUGUGGGGCGGCUUGAUGACCGCCGGAGCCCAGUCGCGGGGCGCCCUCGGCGUGGUUAUCUCUGGUCGAUGCAGGGACCUCGCCGAGCACCGCGAAGCGUCGUUCCCCGUCUUCGCGAGGGGCCACUCUACACUAGGGCAGUCGCCUUUUACUCGCCCAUCGGAGGUCAACGUCCCUCUCGUGAUCCGUUCCCCGGACGUAUCUGAUCAGGAGUUCCCGCCGGUCCGAGUGGAGCCUGGGGACUGGGUAAUUGCGGACGAGGACGGCGUAGUUUGUGUCCCUGCCGAGAAGGCAGAGGAGGUUAUAGGCCUGGCUAUGAAGGGAAGAGAAGUCGAUGCGCGUUGCCUGGAGGAUAUCAAAGCGGGGAAGGGUGUCCAGGAAGCCUUCAAGAAGCAUCGCGGAAAGUAG
Messenger RNA from Dichomitus squalens LYAD-421 SS1, 693 nucleotides. Its product is annotated as RraA-like protein. Lineage: Eukaryota; Fungi; Basidiomycota; Agaricomycetes; Polyporales; Polyporaceae. The record is from RefSeq and is a predicted model, not a curated record. The transcript is spliced from 2 exons. The coding region runs from base 1 to 693 and encodes 230 amino acids.